ACAAGCUGACGCGAUGAUGAAACUACCGAACAUUCAGAUGAUUACCAUCGUGGUCGGCGUUCUGCUGCCGAUGCAGUGCAUCCUUGUCCAUGGCCAGAACACGGCCUUCGAUCUCACCAAGCUGCUGCCCAAGACCGGAACGGAGCCCGUCUGGUCGGUGAUAGAUCGCAACCUGCCGCAGGUCCAGGAGAUGAUCACCACCGCCAGGAUGGGGUGCAUCGAGAAGCUCGGCCUGCCCAAGGACCAGCGACCGCUGAUGAAGGUGACCAAUCCCAGCGAGAAGGAGAAGUGCCUGGCGGAGUGCGUGCUCAAGAAGAUCCAGCUGAUGGACGAGAACAACAAGCUGAACCUGAGCCAGGUGGAGAAGCUGACCAGUCUGGUGACCCAGGACAACAAGAUGGCCAUUGCCAUCAGCUGCAGCAUGGCCCAGUCCUGCAACCGCAGCAGCUCCUCCAAGAGCGCCUGCGAGGCAGCCCACUUCUUUAACCAGUGCAUCGGUCGCCAGCUGGAGCACAGCAAAGUGAAGCUGAUCUGGUAGAUGCGUAGAAUAGGCCUCCUUGAGAUAGGUUCCAUCUCCAACUACUCCAAGUAGUCAUUAGUGGUUCCAACAAAACUGCACAUUUUACCGAAGUGUAGAACUACACUGAUAUUUCUAAACAAUUGAAAGCUAAGCUUCUUCCAAUGCGAUAAUCAGCAUUUGUAGUAAGUCAAUGUACUUCAUAGUCAAUUUGAAUAUUUUUCACUUCGAGAUUCUUCCAUUGCGGUUUUUGAUUAUUUUAAAUAUGAAAAUACUACAUAUUUUUUAAUAGUUAAUUUUGACUGUUUUUGGA
This is a messenger RNA of Drosophila elegans, 830 nucleotides long. RefSeq names its product general odorant-binding protein 19d (gene Obp19c). The transcript has 2 exons. Bases 14 to 538 code for a protein of 174 amino acids. The record is from RefSeq and is a predicted model, not a curated record. Gene Ontology annotation, molecular function: odorant binding. Gene Ontology annotation, biological process: sensory perception of smell. Lineage: Eukaryota; Metazoa; Arthropoda; Insecta; Diptera; Drosophilidae.